Messenger RNA from Rhinocladiella mackenziei CBS 650.93, 1023 nucleotides. RefSeq lists its product as uncharacterized. Gene Ontology annotation, biological process: protein polyubiquitination; ubiquitin-dependent protein catabolic process. The coding region runs from base 1 to 1023 and encodes 340 amino acids. The record is from RefSeq and is a predicted model, not a curated record. Gene Ontology annotation, molecular function: ubiquitin conjugating enzyme activity. The transcript has 2 exons. Gene Ontology annotation, cellular component: nucleus. Lineage: Eukaryota; Fungi; Ascomycota; Eurotiomycetes; Chaetothyriales; Herpotrichiellaceae.
AUGGCAACCCCAUUCCGUCGCCUUGCAAAGGACCAUGCGGCACUGCGACAUUCUCUACCUCCAAACUACCUGUUCCCUGAAUCCGACGGUGCAUCGUCUCUUCCUGAAGAUCUCACCCAACUGGUGGUACUCAUAACUGGCGCCGAGGGAACACCCUACGCACACGGACUAUGGCGUUUGCAUCUCAAAAUGCCCAAUGACUACCCCAAGAAUCCUCCUAAAGCAACCUUCAAAACACGGAUCUAUCAUCCCAAUGUGGAGGAGUCUACUGGCGCAGUGUGCUUGGAGACCUUGAAAAGGGAUUGGGAUCCGAAGUUGACCCUCAAAGAUAUCUUGGUCACCAUUUCAUGUCUUCUGAUACAGCCAAAUCCUGACUCAGCAUUGAACGCCGCGGCCGGGGCCCUCGUACAAGAAGACUAUGAGGCAUUCUCGACGCAGGCGAAGCUGAUGACAAGCAUUCAUGCCCCCAUUCCAAGGCAUUUGAUCAAGGCCGUUCAAGAUGCAAAGCGACGAGGGGAGGACGAUGGAGCAGAGACAUUAGAAAGUGGUACCAAGCCCGAGGCUCAGAAUCCUCAAGAAGAAGUCGAAGAGGACAACACAAAAGAGAAUGAAACCACUGGAUUGUCGUCAUCGGCGGUACACACUCCAGUCGGUAUGCGGACAAAUGCAAGAGGAAAGCGACCUCUGUCAGAGUUGCCAUCUCCAGGGGAAUCAGACCAACACAAUGAGUCAAAUGGUGGACAGCCACUUGGUCAGCCCGUGGGUGACCCCAGAGAACCCACAAGAAAGUCUCCUAAACUCGUCCGUCCUGGUCCACUGAACAAUGACGGAGGGGCACAGAUACCAGACAGUGCAUAUGAUCAUGAAGAAGAAAAGGAAAACAUGACCUCGACGAGCAUGCCAGGAAAGCGGUCAAUGGCCCCAGCAGGGACGAUGUCGAGACCGACGGCUCUGCGAAAAGUUUCGAAUCUCGUGGCAGGGAAGAAAGGACAGCCACCACGUGUGGGAAUUCGGAGACUAUAA